AUGGAAAGAGAUGUUCUACCAAUUGACAUAGAGCCUACUAUUUAUGAGGAAGCAAUAUCUAAUAUUGAUUCUAAUAAGUGGUUGGAGCCCAUGAAAUCCGAGAUGGAUGCCAUGCAUGUCACCCAAGUGUGGACUUUGGUUGAUGCACUUGAAAGGGUGAAACCCAUAGGAUGCAAAUGGGUCUUUAAGAGAAAGACUAACAUGGAUGGUAAUGUACAAAUGUACAAGGCUAGGUUGGUUGCUAAAGGUUACAACCAAGUUGAAGGAAUUGAUUAUGAGGAAACCUCCUCACUUGUAGCCAUGAUUAAAUCCAUUAGGAUUUUGCUUGCUAUUGCUGCAUAUUAUGAUUAUGAGAUAUGGUAG
Theobroma umbraticum is the source of this 363-nucleotide messenger RNA. The record is from RefSeq and is a predicted model, not a curated record. Lineage: Eukaryota; Viridiplantae; Streptophyta; Magnoliopsida; Malvales; Malvaceae.